ACGCGUCCCCACUGCCUCGGAGAUCGCGGCUUCGACCAAUGAGCGGCUUCGCGUGAGCGGGGCGCCGGGCACGUGACCCUGGAGCGGCCGCGUCGGGCCCGGCGCGGCGGAGCCGAGCGGAGAAUUCGCCGUCGCUGCCUUCCCCUUCCCCGCUCCCCGCCUUCGGACGCGGCCUCCCGCCGCUCGGCAGCAGCGCCAGGUCCCGCCGCCGCGGCGGGGUCGGUCUGCGCGGCGCGGAGCUGUUAGUGCCGUUAGCGCCGUUAGCGCGACCGCAGUGACAAGACAACAUCUGGGCCUCUGCAGCAGUUUCUCUCCUGGUCUUCUUGGGUUGUUCUGGCCUGUCCACAUUGUUUCUGUCACUGUCGUGGCUCUGGAUGGCUAGUGAAGAGGGAUGUUCAGUCUAAUGGCCAAUUGCUGCAGUUGGUUAAAACGGUGGCAGGAACCUAUCAGGAAGGUGACACUAAUAAUGGUGGGUCUUGAUAAUGCUGGUAAAACUGCUACAGUCCGAGGAAUUCAAGGAGAGUCUCCUGAAGAUGUGGCUCCAACAGUUGGGUUUUCCAAGAUUGACCUUAAACAGGGACGCUUUGAAGUCACCAUCUUUGAUUUAGGAGGUGGAAAACGAAUUCGGAAUAUCUGGAGAAAUUACUAUGCUGAAUCCUACGGUGUAAUAUUUGUUGUGGAUUCCAGUGACAUUGCAAGAAUGGAAGAAACAAAGCAAGCCAUGAUAGAAGUUUUAAACAGCCCCAAGAUAUCAGGAAAACCUGUGCUAGUGCUGGCAAAUAAACAGGACAGAGAAGGAGCUCUGUCAGAAGCAGAUGUAAUCGAAUCCUUAUCUCUGGAAAAGCUUGUCAAUGAACACAAGUGUCUGUGUCAAAUUGAACCUUGCUCAGCUGUCAUGGGCUGUGGGAAAAAAAUUGAUAAAUCAAUAAAAAAGGGUUUAUUUUGGCUUCUACAUAUCAUAGCAAAAGACUUUGAUGCCUUAAAUGAGCGCAUCCAAAGAGACACUACAGAACAAAAAGCAUACGAAGAACAAAAGAAACUAGAACGAGCUGAGCGAGUGAGAAGGAUACGAGAAGAAAGGGAAAGAGAAGAAGGAAGAAGUGUACCUGAUGAGGAAGACCCUGAGCCUGGCAACUGUGAAAACCCCUUUCAGCCUAUAUCUGCUGUAAUCUCUGAGAAUGAAAAACAAAUGGAAAAGGAAAAGAAGCGGCAAAGGUUGGAGACUGAAAAGGCUACAAUUGUCUUGAAAUCUCAAACAGAGCAAGAACAAAUGGAUGCCCAGAACGUCUCAAGUAGCAGUAGCCAAAAUACAAAUGAUAGUAGACUAGAAACAUGCAAUUCUACAACUACACAGCUUUUGCAGCAUGAAGAAGGGAAUGAGCAAGCCUCAGAAUGCCUUGACUCAGAUAACAGUAAGAAAAAAAAUAAGAAACCAAAAUUAAAAAGGGGCCACAGAGUAGAACCUGUUAAUGCAGAAGAUGCUGUUCCCAAAAAUCCUACGCCACCACCAUCUCUUCCACCAGUUGGCUGGGGAACUCCCAAACUUAAUAGACUUCGAAAACUUGAGCCUCUUGGUGAAACACAUCAUGCUGGCAUAUAGAGAGAAGGCGGCAAGAAAGAAAAGCCUGAUGAAGAGAUUUCUACGGAAAGCCUCUGCCCCCGCUGACUAUACGCCAAAGACCCAACGGCGAUACCCAUGAUGUCAUUGCUUAACUGGAUCACAAAUAGCAUUUUAAAAAAAAUCUAUCAAUCAGAAACAUUUUUUGCCCUUGAAGGAAAAUUUUAAAAAUGGCAGUCUAUCAGCUUGUUGCAAAAUAACUUGGUGGCAAAUAAACAUGGAGUUCAUUUUAUCGUACUUAGUUGAUGAGACUUCGUCAUUUACUUUUCACAUCACCAGCUCUUCUUCAGGAUUUAGCAUGAAAUGAAGAAAGGUCUAUGUGUCUAUGGAUGCUCAUGUGAACGUGGUAUGGAAUAUUUAUUGGGUUUACUUGUGAAAAUUCGUAGCUGUAAACCUGAAGAAAAAUACCAUCAAGAUCACAUAAUACUGGAUUGUAUGUUCUCACUAAGACCUUUCUCCAGGUGCCGCACAUCGUUGGUAUUUUUGCAGCUAAUAAAUAAAUGAUUCUAAAGCAUUUUAUAAGAUUCAUGUAUGAUAGAGUGAAUGUGGGAAGGUUAUGCAACAAAUAUUGAAUAUAUUUUUCUAACUUUUUAUAAAAUUAUUUUAAAGUUUUAGUGGACACACGUACCUACUACCAAUAAAAUGAUACCUAGAAAGCGUUAGAAAGCUGAUAGUCAAAUGCAUACAAGCAGAGUAUGUUUGACUCUUAUGUUUCUCUUACAGUAGCAAUACCACUUAUUAGAGAUUACAUUACCAGAUGCAUAUUUUGUAUUUCUGGCAAUCUGAAGGGGGAGGAAGGUAGAAAGGGAAGUUUAAAAUAAAUACAUUUUAUACAAAAUUAUUCCGUUUGAAUUGUCUGAAAGUUUUCUUAAGUGUUGUUUUCUUUGUUUUGUUAACUGAUUUUGGCAUAGGUAAAAAAAUGCAGUUGGAAAAAUAGAGCUGAAUAUUGUAUUGUCUACUACAUCGUACAAGAAAAUUGCACAUAGUGAAAGUUUUGCACUAAUUCAGUCCUCAAUUCUGAUGGAAAACUGAAUCACCCAGUAUGCGUAUAAGCUCCAGCACUUUUUAAUCUUGAUAAUACUAAAACACCACCUUGAAAGCAAAAGAAACUCUAAAUUAUUAAGGACUUACAUAAUAUUUUCAUGUCAUGUGUUAAUUUUACAUUAAAAAAAAAUCACAUACAAGUGAUGCAUAAACAACAAGGGUUACAGUUGGAUAAAUCUCUAUUUAAAUGCUCUGUAUGUGCUAUUCUUCCUCUUACAUUGGAAACAACCAUUGGUAUAUUAUGCAAAGGUAAUGCCAUUUAGUUACAGGAAGGAUGAAACUCCCAUUCAAAGGUUUUUUGAAGAAGCAUUACUUGAUUAUUUUCUAUUACGUUUUCAGUCUUCCAUAACAUGUUACUACCAAAAGAUUUUAGUAGAUGUUUAAAACAAUGCAAGGUAUAUAUUCAGCAUUUUGACAUUAGAAAUCUUUACCGUAUACCCCUUAGAGCAAUGAGUUACACAAAUAAAUAUCUACCGUAUUAAUUGAAAUUAAAUUAUUAACUAAGAUUUUUAAAGAGUACGUUUGAGUGGGGGAAGAAAAUAAUCAGUUUUAGGAAUAUUAAGUUUGGAAUGGGUGGAGAGGAAUAUUCCAAGUUUGCUAGUUUAGUGUAAGGAUGAAACAAUUUGUAUGUGACUGCGAGCGUAAGAAUACUUUUGUUGUGUUCUAAUAGUGUAACAUGGUUCAGUUUGAUUAUUCUCAGGAUUUAGUCAUUUUCACUUCAAACACACACAAUAUGAAGUGGAGAGGGGGGCUGCAUAAAAGCUUACUUGUGCAAUCUCAAUCUUACUAUCUUUAGCUAUGUUACCACUUAUAUUUUUUGGCUUAAAGGCUCUAAAUUUGCAAGCUUAUUUUUUUACAGCUUCAGUUUCUAGAAAAGUAUUACCCUAAUCUAAAUCUAAAAUAAAUCUAAAAUAAAUUAAUGGAAGUCUUUAUUAAAAAUAAAGCUGAGUACUGCUGUGGAAACAAAAUUUGAGAAAUGGAAAUGGAAGAUGUUGAUACUUAUAUGUGAAAUAUGUGUUAUGCGUGUUGUGUAUGUGAACACAUGUAUCAGUUUUGUUUCUGCUUUUAAAAUAAAUUUUACCAAU
This is a messenger RNA of Chroicocephalus ridibundus (black-headed gull), 3747 nucleotides long. It is a transcript of the gene ARL13B, whose product is annotated as ADP ribosylation factor like GTPase 13B. Gene Ontology annotation, cellular component: ciliary membrane; motile cilium; non-motile cilium. NCBI's taxonomy places the organism in Eukaryota, Metazoa, Chordata, Aves, Charadriiformes, Laridae. The record is from RefSeq and is a predicted model, not a curated record. Gene Ontology annotation, molecular function: GTP binding; GTPase activity. The transcript has 12 exons. Gene Ontology annotation, biological process: non-motile cilium assembly; receptor localization to non-motile cilium. Bases 392 to 1600 code for a protein of 402 amino acids.